AUGUGGGGCCUGGUGAGGCUCCUGCUGGCCUGGCUGGGUGGCUGGGGCUGCAUGGGGCGCCUGGCAGCCCCAGCCCGGGCUUGGGCAGGGUCCCGGGGGGGCCCAGAACCAUCACUGCUUCGGACCCGAAGGAGCUGGGUGUGGAACCAGUUCUUUGUCAUUGAGGAGUACGCUGGACCAGAGCCUGUCCUUAUUGGCAAGCUGCAUUCAGAUGUGGACAGGGGUGAGGGCCGCACCAAGUACCUGCUGACCGGAGAGGGCGCGGGCACCGUAUUUGUGAUUGAUGAGGCCACAGGCAAUAUCCAUGUCACCAAGAGCCUGGACCGGGAGGAAAAGGCACAGUAUGUGCUACUGGCCCAAGCCGUGGACCGAGCCUCCAACCGACCCCUGGAGCCCCCGUCAGAGUUCAUUAUCAAGGUGCAAGACAUCAACGACAACCCACCCAUCUUUCCCCUCGGGCCCUACCAUGCCACAGUGCCCGAGAUGUCGAAUGUGGGGACAUCAGUGAUCCAGGUGACUGCUCACGACGCCGAUGACCCCAGCUAUGGGAACAGCGCCAAGUUGGUGUACACUGUGUUGGACGGACUGCCUUUCUUCUCUGUGGACCCCCAGACUGGAGUGGUGCGGACUGCCAUCCCCAACAUGGACCGGGAGACGCAGGAGGAGUUCUUAGUGGUGAUUCAAGCCAAGGACAUGGGCGGCCACAUGGGGGGGCUGUCGGGCAGCACCACGGUGACUGUCACCCUCAGCGAUGUCAACGACAAUCCCCCCAAGUUCCCUCAGAGCCUGUACCAGUUCUCUGUGGUGGAGACCGCUGGGCCGGGUACCCUGGUGGGCCGGUUGCGGGCCCAGGACCCAGACCUGGGGGACAACGCCCUCAUGGCAUACAGCAUCCUCGACGGGGAGGGGUCGGAGGCCUUCAGCAUCAGCACAGACUCCCAGGGUCGAGAUGGGCUCCUCACUGUCCGCAAGCCCUUAGACUUUGAGACCCGUCGCGCCUACUCUUUCCGCGUGGAGGCCACCAAUACGCUCAUCGACCCAGCCUAUCUGCGGCGAGGGCCCUUCAAGGAUGUGGCCUCGGUGCGCGUGGCUGUGCAGGACGCUCCAGAGCCACCUGCUUUCACCCAGGCUGCCUACCGCCUGGCCGUGCCUGAGAACAAGGGUCCUGGGACCCUCGUGGGCCAGGUGUCAGCCACCGACCUGGACUCGCCUGCCAGCCCCAUCAGAUACUCCAUCCUCCCGCACUCGGACCUGGAGCGCUGCUUCUCCAUCGAGCCUGAGGACGGCACCAUCCGCACGGCAGUGCCCCUGGACCGAGAGGCUCGUGUCUGGCACAACCUCACAGUGCUGGCCACAGAACUUGACAGCUCUGCACAGGCCUCCCGGGUGCAAGUGGCCAUCCAGACCCUGGACGAGAAUGACAACGCUCCCCAGCUGGCUGAGCCCUAUGACACCUUUGUGUGCGAUUCUGCAGCCCCUGGCCAGCUGAUUCAGGUCAUCCGAGCCCUGGACAGAGACGAAGUCGGCAACAAUAGCCGUGUCUCCUUUCAUGGCCCUCUGGGCCCCGAUGCCAACUUCACUGUCCGGGACAACCAAGAUGGCUCCGCCAGCAUGCUGCUGCCCUCUCGCCCCGCUCCACCCCGCCAGGCCCCCUACCUGGUUCCCAUAGAACUGUGGGACUGGGGGCAGCCAAUACUGAGCAGUACAGCCACGGUAACUGUCAGUGUGUGCCGCUGCCGGCCUGAUGGCUCCGUGGCGUCCUGCAGGCCCGAGGCUCAGCUCUCACCUGCUGGGCUCAGCACCGGGGCCCUGCUUGCCAUCGUCACCUGCGUGGGCACGCUGCUGGCCCUGGUGGUGCUCUUCGUGGCUCUGCGGCGCCAGAAGCAAGAAGCCCUGAUGGUGCUCGAAGAGGAGGACGUGCGCGAGAACAUCAUCACCUACGACGACGAGGGCGGUGGAGAGGAGGACACGGAGGCCUUCGACAUCAGCGCCCUGCAGAACCCUGACGGGGCCGUCCCGCCGGCGCCGGGCCCACCCGCGCGCCGCGAUGUGCUGCCCUGGGCGCGGGCGCCACGCCAGCCCCGGCCCCCCGGCCCCGCCGACGUGGCGCAGCUGCUGGCGCUGCGGCUGCGCGAGGCGGACGAGGACCCCAGCGUGCCACCCUACGACUCCGUGCAGGUGUAUGGCUACGAGGGCCGCGGCUCUUCCUGCGGCUCCCUCAGCUCCCUGGGCUCCGGCAGCGAGCUCGGCGGCGCCCCGGGCCCGGCUGAGCCGCUGGACGACUGGGGGCCGCUCUUUCGCACCCUGGCCGAGCUCUACGGGGCCAAGGAGCCCCCGGCCCCCUGA
Molecule: messenger RNA, 2346 nt
Organism: Rangifer tarandus platyrhynchus (Svalbard reindeer)
Lineage: Eukaryota; Metazoa; Chordata; Mammalia; Artiodactyla; Cervidae
Source: the annotation of a GenBank genome assembly